Notothenia coriiceps (black rockcod) is the source of this 5875-nucleotide messenger RNA. It is a transcript of the gene dna2, whose product is annotated as DNA replication helicase/nuclease 2. Gene Ontology annotation, biological process: replication fork reversal. Gene Ontology annotation, cellular component: cytoplasm. NCBI's taxonomy places the organism in Eukaryota, Metazoa, Chordata, Actinopteri, Perciformes, Nototheniidae. The record is from RefSeq and is a predicted model, not a curated record. The transcript is spliced from 25 exons. Bases 298 to 4377 code for a protein of 1359 amino acids. Gene Ontology annotation, molecular function: single-stranded DNA helicase activity; 5'-flap endonuclease activity.
GACAGCUUAAAGACCACCAAGAAGAUGGCUGCAAAACAUUGAAACAGUCCGGUGGUUGUCACGGAACAGUACCGUAGUUAGUGAAGUCAACACUAACUCACGCAGUCCCCUGCUGUGGAGAUGCAGAGAAGUUUAAAGUGUGGUAAAAUAGUCUCUGUGUCGUUAGCAGAAGCCGAGGAGGCUCGCCUUCCGUUGACAACACCGUUGAUCCGUUCGUUCAAAACAUAUCGCUAAUAAACAGCUUUAGCGAAGAAACGCAGAUAAAUACAGACACAUGGCUGUGUUUAACCAGACACCAUGAACAGGACCAAACUGAAGAAUACCAAGGCGCCAGGAGGGCAGAAGAACAUCUUAUCUUUCUUCUCCCAAAAUCACCAGAAGGACGUGUUGUCUUCUGCAAAAUUACCCGUCACUGGCACUGCACUUGCCAGGACUGAACCUCAGAUCAAAGAUGGCCAAACCUCCACGUCAAGACCCCACUCCCCCUUAAAGAGGAGCAUCCACUGGGAUCUGGAAAACAUUCAUCCCCUCUCCCCAGAUCUCCUCCUCUUUGUCCCCGAGACCCCCGACAGUCAGAUCAAGCUCUCGUCCUCUUCAUCCAGUGAUGGAAGUCGACUGAGCCCCCGGCCCGGCAGAGGUUUGGUGGCGGGUCUGGAGAAUCUCGGCCACUUGUCACCCAUCUGUCGUAGUCCCAGAUCUAAAAGUCAAAGAGCACGGAGAGUCAUGGGCGAGGAGGGAGGACACACAAAGAGGGAAGAGGGAUGCUCAGUGAAAAGAGUCAUCAGCCCUCCUCAAGAGUCUCACAAUGCCAAAAGACCAAGAAAUGCCAAUCCAGCAAAGCCAGUUGGCCCUUUGAGGACACCUCGUUGCCCCGGUGACCAAUCAGAGGGCCAGUCUGUCUCUAAUGAUAAGGGAAAGGUUUUAGAGGAACAGAGAAAACAUCAGAAAGAGAGAGAUGAAAAGGAGAAAGAUACUGGUUUUACUGCGAUAACGGGGCAGAAAGCAAAUGGAAACCUACACACUCGUCCGGAUAAAGAUACUCACACUCUUUCCUGCUCACCUGCGAUGCAGAGAAGUGAAGAGCCGGGAGAGUUUGACCUUAAAAGGGCAGCACGGACAUCCAAUGGAGACGACCCGACAUCAUCUGAUCAGCAGCAGGCUGGAGGGGAAAAUCCAGGAAUGACGUCAAGCGGUCCUUUGGAAGAGAUGGUGGACGACAGCUGGUUUGAUGACCUGAUGGACUAUAAGGAAGGUCUUGUCAUAGAGGAGAAAUCCAAAAAACCACGUAAGGUGCCAGACCAUGUGAUUCUUUCUGGAGGACUUAACAACCGCUACUGGGUGUUAGAUGUGGAGGAGAAGCCUGGCAAAAAAACCCUGACCAUCACAUGCUUCAAAUCUCAACAUCCAACUGAGACGUGUCUGCUGAAAGACGGAUGGGAGAUGACCCCAGUGUGUUGUGGGGAUGUGGUGCAUCUGGAGGGGGUCUCUGACGGGGGCUCCUGGGUGGUGGGCAGGGAGCAGGGCUUCCUGGUUUUACUGCCUGACAGCCUUAUCUCAGGCACCAGCAUCUCGAGCUCCAUCCGCUGCAUGAGGCGAGCAGUACUGGCAGACAUGUUCAAGACUUUUGACGGUGGCUCCAAACAGAUGCUGAAUGGCACCAUUGUCCAUGAGGUCUUCCAGAGGGCAGCUAGAGCUAAAGACUUUUCAUUGGAGACACUGACUAAAAUGGCAGACCAAGCCCUAUGCAGUCCUCAGUACCUGGUAGAUAUGUACAGUUUGGGUGUGAGUCAAGAAGAGAUGAAGCAGGAACUGCAUGAGUAUCUGCCCUCACUGGAGCGUUGGGCAAAGCAGUACCUCAGCUCUUCAUCGCCAAAAGCCAUCAGCAUCAAAAUCCCUAGCAACAGCAAAGCUCCAGGCAGAUGUCAGGACUCGGCGAUGGUUGUCACGGUAGCAGAGCUGGCAGAUAUAGAGGAGAAUGUGUGGUCACCCAGGUUUGGUCUGAAAGGGAAAAUCGACGUGACGGCACGGGUACGAAUCCAAAAACCAGGAAGUGGUAGUUACAGAAGGCUGGAGGAGAAGACCAUCCCCCUGGAGCUGAAAACUGGGAAAGAGUCAAACUCCAUAGAGCAUCGCAGUCAGGUGAUUCUUUACACUCUGAUGAGCUUGGAGAGAUACAAUUCUGAAGCUGGCUUCCUGCUCUACCUGAAGACUGGCAACCUGCACCCUGUGGUGGCCGGCCACAUGGACCGCAGAGAGCUGCUGAAGCUGAGGAACACUUUGGUUCAUCACAUUCACAACUGUGUGAAGAAAGAGGCGAAGCGGAGCCGUUUGACUCGACUUCCUGACAUCCUGACCGACAGGCAAACCUGCCAGUACUGUCCUCAGCAGAGAAACUGUGCUUUAUAUGAAAGGUCUCUUGACGGCAGCUCUGCAGACGACUGUGAGGACCUUGUGCGUGACUUCCUCCAGAAGGAGACGGGUCACCUGAUCCCACCUCAUCUAAGCUAUUUUUCCCACUGGCUGCUGCUCUGCUGCCUUGAGGCUGGCACCAUGGAGGCCAAGAACGGCAGAAAGCGUGUGUGGCUUGAGAAGCCUGAGGAGAGUGAGAAGAAUGGGAGCUGUGUGGGGAAUGUGCAGCUGAGCGGCCCGGUGACCGUGCGGUCUGAAGGGGUUUUCCUCCAUAGCUUCCAGAGAAGCAGCGCAGUGCCACAGAAGGGUUUGGCCAGCAGCGGGUUGGCCAGCGGAGAUCGUAUCGUUGUUAGCGACCAGGAAGGUCGUCUGGUUGGUUUAGCAACAGGAUACCUGUGUGAGGUCAGCAGGACAUCGAUCAGCUGCACUCUGGACAGAGACCUGUCUAAGUUCAGUGGUGUGUUGUUUCGAUUGGACGCUGAUGAAGGUGUGGUGGGUCUCAGCACUCACCUCACCAAUCUCUCCAGACUGAUGGUAAACAGUGAGGACAGUGAUCGUCUGAGGGAGCUUGUCGUUGACCUUCGUCCUCCAGAGUUUAUUUCCAACCUCAGCUCUGUUCUGCCAAGAGAGUCCAAGGACACUGUGGCCAACAUCCUCAAAGGUCUCAACAAACCCCAGAAGCAGGCCAUGAAGAAGGUGUUGUUAUCUAAAGACUACACGCUGAUCGUCGGCAUGCCAGGCACGGGCAAAACCACAACCAUCUGCACCCUGGUUCGCAUCCUUCACGCGUGUGGGUUCAGCGUGUUGCUGACCAGCUACACCCACUCUGCUGUUGACAACAUCCUGCUGAAGUUAAAGCGUUUCCGUGUUGGAUUUCUGCGUCUUGGGCAAGGGCUGAAGGUUCAUCCAGACAUCCUGCCUUACACAGAGGAAAGUGCGAGAAAGAAGGGAGUUAAAUCUCUGUCUGAGUUGGAGCAGCUUUAUAACAAGGAGCUGGUAGUGGCAACCACCUGUAUGGGCAUCAAGCAUCCCAUAUUCACACGUCGGCGGUUUGAUUUCUGCAUCAUAGACGAGGCUUCACAGAUCAGCCAGCCGAUCUGUCUGGGACCGCUGCUCUACGCCAAGAGAUUCGUCCUGGUUGGAGAUCACCAACAGCUGCCACCAAUAGUGCAAAAUCAGGAGGCCAGGUCACUUGGCAUGGAUGAAAGUCUAUUUAAACGACUUGAGCUCCAUGAUGAAGCAGUGGUCCAACUCAAUGUACAGUACCGGAUGAAUAGGCAGAUCAUGUCUCUCAGUAACUCCCUGAUGUAUGAGGGCCGUCUGGAGUGUGGAUCAGAGAGGACGGCCUCGUCCCUGCUCACUCUGCCCUUCCUGCUGUCCGUCCAAUCAGAGCUCAGUGCGUACGCUGAGACUCAUCCAGAGCUCGACCUGGCUUGGAUACAAAACACGUUGCUGCCCAGCCACCCUGUCUGCUUCCUGGAUUGCUCCAUGGUGCCAGCACUGGAGUCUGUGGAGCAGGGAGGCGUCAGCAACCACACCGAGGCGGCUCUCAUUCACAAGCUGCUGUCACUGCUCAUAAAGGCGGGUUGUAAGCCCAGUGAUAUUGGUGUGAUCGCCCCCUACAGACAGCAGCUUAAGAGUAUCUCUGCUCUGCUGCUGUCCCCUGCGUUCGCCGGUGUGGAGGUGAAUACAGUCGACAGAUACCAAGGACGAGACAAAAGUCUGAUCGUUUUUUCUUUUGUCAGGAGCACUUCAGAGGAUGGAAAUUUAGGAGAGCUGUUGAAGGACUGGCGUCGCCUGAACGUAGCCAUCACCAGGGCGAAACACAAGCUGCUGAUGGUGGGCUCGAUCUCAACGCUGCGACGCUACGCACCUGUGGAGAAACUCCUCAACCAUCUCCAGCAAGAGAACAUGGUUAUCCAGCUCCCUCCAGCAGCCCACAUGGCUUUACAAAGCAUGUCCCUGUGAAAGAGUCUCUGAAGACAUGGUGGUGUUUUCAGAGCGCCGAUGUGUCUCAGUGGAGCAGCCUGUCGCUGUGGAUCAACUCAACAGGGCAGAGGUUGAAUGCCAAUCUGCAAAUGCACUCAAUGACCUGGAGGCUGAGAUCAGUUGUCAACAAUUCAAAACCUACUUAUAGCUACACUGUCAAUAUUUGAAACAAAAAUAACAUUCCACUAAAAGUUUAACAAUGUAUAACCGAUACAUUAAUCAACACACUAGGACAAGCUGAGGAAACCAGGCUUUUUAAUUAGUCUCUAUUGCCUAAAGCACUUGGAAACUCUGGUGUCUUUGUUGUAUACCAUUUUUUAAAUAUUGAAGCAUUUUGUGUCGAUAAAUGUUCCGUUUUGGCUCUAAACAUUCAUACUGAUACAAGUAGAAGGGAAAUAGCAAGACCUCAUAGAGACUUUUAGACUUCAGCUGUAAUUCUUUGCUGAUUCCUUUAAAAAUACAAUAUACGCUAAGAGUACUCCAAUAUCAAGUGUGUCAAUAUUUAAUGUCUAUGGUGUGAAACAAGGUACUUUUAAAAUAGCUAAAGAGUAGAGCAUCUGUAACAUGGUGGAAAAGUUCAAAUGUAUUGAACUGAAACUGUUUGGAUGACUUUACGGUGCAUCAAACCUCAACUAGGACUGAUCAGGAUUCAUAGACUCAGAUAUUGGUGUUCAAAUACCUCCGUCAAUACACUGUGACAAUAAUUAAGACUUCAUUGUCGGUACUUUCUCUAAACUUUUCCACACACAACACAGUAAUUCAUUCUUAAUGUGAACAGGACCGAACAUCUUACAGUUCAUCAGUCAGAUAAGCUCAGAUAUGUCAACUAAUCCGUUAACUGAAACGCGGUCUGGAGGAGGAAAAACUAGACUGAAAAAUAGUGAAGCUACAUCACACAAAUAUAUUAAGAUGAGUCAUUUUCAGUCCUAAAUGAAACAUUUUGCUGUCAUUUCUUAUUUUGUGGUGGUCACUGGACUUUAUUCACACUUGAUGAGAAAUAUUGCAUCAACAGUACUCUGUUUUAUUCUGUGAAUAGACUUAACUGGACUUGAAGUAUAAAUAACAAACUGAUAUAAAUCAAUAAUCAUUAUUUAGUCUUUAUCGAGCAGCUUUAAAUGUUAUACUGUUUUAUAGAAAGAGCUUAUUUUAGUCAAUUCCUUUGUGUUCAUCUGAAUGCAAACCUAAUGCUGCGAAACUUUACAAAGGAAACUGCCUGGUACCAUGACAACCAGAAAACCUCAAGGAGUGUGUAGGAAAUCACAAUGUAAUGUUCAUAUGUAACCUGAUGCUGACAAACUCUGAAGAUUCAACUGAUGACAGAUUUUUUUAAUACAUAUUAUUAGAGCAAGUCAGAGAACAUCCCGACCCAAGCCAACUGUGAUUCUACCGUUGAUCUGUUUUUCACCCAAUACACCCUCUGAUUUUACGUGUUCUCACUGUUUUUUUACUUUUUUAAUUUUGUAAAUAAAGAAAAUAA